AUGAACCGCCACAACAGAACCCAGCAGGCAACCGCGGACGAUUCCUUGCGGUCCCACCAGGCCCGACUCCUGUUGGGUUUUAAGCAGGGGGAUCGCGGGAUCAGGCAGUUCGCUCGGGAGUUCCUGGCUGCAGCUAGGGAGACUGAGUUCGGUGAGGCAGAGCUCAAGGUUAUUUUUAACUGCUGCCUCACCGAGCCUCUCCGGCGGUCUGAGAUGAGGAUGUUGAGCUCCCUGUGGAUGGGCGACAUGAUCAGGUAUGUGGUCAACCGGGAUGAUCCCUGGCCAUUAGUGCCAGACUGGGUGUCCGCCCCCGUGGCUACCGUCCCGGAGGACCGCGCCCUGGCCGCCCUUACCCUGGGGAGCUCGGCACCCUCAUCCGCAGCACCUCCUGCGGCCACUCUACCGUCGGCCAGUCCCACUGGCCGGCGGAGGAGAAAGAAACUACCCAGUCCGGAGCUACCCACUGCGCAAUUCAUGUCUUAUAAAAGGUUUGUCGUCAGUCUCAUGGUCUUAGGAACCGGUGUGCUGAUCUAUUUAACACACACCCAUCUACUAACAAAUUGGUUGAACCUCGAGGAAGUGAACCAAAAUAAGGAUGCUGUUCAAAAUAAAACAAGUGUAGACCUUAGGGAAGAACCAAACAAAAACCCUGCUGAGGAGAAACUAGAACCUUUUCAGAAGGAACCAGGAAUGUACCAUGUUGCUUACCCCCGAAAUUACAAAUUCAUCAUCGACCAGCAACAUAUAUGUGAACAGAAAAAACCUUUCAUGGUGGUUAUUGUCCCAGUUCCCCCUGAUAACAUGGAGGUUCGCAAUGCCAUCAGAAAAACAUGGGGUGGAGAAACGUUUUUCGGCGACAAGGUGGUCCUGGUUCUGUUUCUCCUGGGCUCACGGAGUGGAACAGAUGAAGAGACUUUGCAGGAUCAACUCCAGAAAGAAAACCAGCAGUACCGAGACCUACUGCAGAGUAACUUCCACGAUACCUAUAGGAAUUUAACCAUUAAAACUAUGAUAAUGAUGGAAUGGCUGUUUACAAAGUGUCCGCAGGCAUCUUACGCCGUAAAGGUGGACGCAGACGUCCUCCUCAACAUAAAAAACCUCAUAGGCAUGCUUGUGAAUCUGAAAACACUGCAACGGAACUACAUGACAGGUCUAGUGUGGUAUCAAAGCUCUGUUAUAAGAGACCCGUCCAACAAAUUUUAUCUCCCUCAUGACGUAUUUGCAAAAGACACAUAUCCUCCGUAUCCUUUAGGGAUGUGUUACAUAUUUUCUACGGAUCUACCGGAGAAAUUUCUACAAGAAUCAAAGGAACUUGAACCUAUUUAUAUAGAAGAUGCAUAUCUUGGUUUGUGCCUGGAGCGUUUGGGUAUCGUCCCAACCAAACCACCAAAUAUUGACCAGUUUGUGGUCAAACCCCCGCAGCAGUACAAUCGCUGUUACUUUUCUGGACUUAUAGCGGUGAUGACAGAGAGCACAGAUCAGCUGGUGACAUAUUGGACAGAUAUGAACACUUCUAGCGCACCCUGCUGA
This is a messenger RNA of Triplophysa dalaica, 1530 nucleotides long. RefSeq names its product beta-1,3-galactosyltransferase 1-like. The record is from RefSeq and is a predicted model, not a curated record. Bases 1 to 1530 code for a protein of 509 amino acids. Gene Ontology annotation, cellular component: membrane. Lineage: Eukaryota; Metazoa; Chordata; Actinopteri; Cypriniformes; Nemacheilidae. Gene Ontology annotation, molecular function: N-acetyl-beta-D-glucosaminide beta-(1,3)-galactosyltransferase activity. The transcript is spliced from 2 exons.